CAAACAACAACCUUGCACAACCACUACAUUCACAAUGGCCCGCACUAAGCAAACUGCCCGCAAGUCUACCGGUGGCAAGGCCCCUCGUAAACAACUCGCUUCCAAGUCUUCCGCUGCUCGUAAGACUGCUGCUGCAGCUGGUGGUGUCAAGAAGCCUCAUCGUUUCCGCCCCGGAACCGUCGCCCUCCGUGAAAUCAGACGUUACCAAAAGUCAACGGAGCUCCUCAUUCGCAAACUCCCCUUCCAACGUCUCGUUCGUGAAAUUGCGCAAGACUUCAAGACUGAUCUUCGCUUCCAAUCAUCCGCCGUCAUGGCUUUGCAAGAAGCCGCUGAGGCUUACCUUGUCUCACUAUUCGAAGACACCAACUUGGCUGCCAUCCACGCCAAGCGCGUUACCAUCCAACCCAAAGAUCUUGCUUUGGCUCGUCGGUUGCGGGGAGAGCGGUCAUGAUAGAACUUUUAUUCAUCAGUUGUUGGAUUAUAUUUAUUGUAACCUUAGUGUAUUACCUAUUCAUAUCUCGCUUGUCAACGCUCUGUCGAUUAUAAUCUACAGUGAAGCUUUGAAGUC
Messenger RNA from Laccaria bicolor S238N-H82, 568 nucleotides. Its product is annotated as histone H3. The record is from RefSeq and is a predicted model, not a curated record. Gene Ontology annotation, cellular component: nucleosome. Gene Ontology annotation, molecular function: DNA binding; protein heterodimerization activity; structural constituent of chromatin. The transcript has 3 exons. The coding region runs from base 35 to 451 and encodes 138 amino acids. Lineage: Eukaryota; Fungi; Basidiomycota; Agaricomycetes; Agaricales; Hydnangiaceae.